Molecule: messenger RNA, 4096 nt
Organism: Alligator mississippiensis (American alligator)
Lineage: Eukaryota; Metazoa; Chordata; Crocodylia; Alligatoridae
Gene: SLC25A23
Product: solute carrier family 25 member 23
Exons: 7
Coding region: 1238-2203 (321 amino acids)
Biological process (GO): transmembrane transport
Cellular component (GO): mitochondrial inner membrane
Molecular function (GO): calcium ion binding; ATP transmembrane transporter activity
Source: RefSeq, a predicted model, not a curated record
CCACUUGCCUCAUCUUGGGGAGGAGUGGGAGCCCAGACUCCUGGAUUCCCUUGCUGGGGGCUGCUGGAGGCAAGGAGAAAGGGGAACUGGAUGCCAGGAUUCCAGGGUUUGGUUGCUGCCUCUGAGGAAGGCAGAAGGUGGGUCCAGGAGGGAGGGACCUGGAGCCCAGACUCCUGAGUUCCGUUCCCAGGGUUGGGGAAGCUGCGGUUGCAUCCAGCUCUGGGGUGGAGCCAGGAGGAAGGUAAGGGCUGGGCUCUGGCCUGACACUGUGACACUUAAGGAGCUUGGGGAGGCUGGGGGAGGGAGGAAGGUGACACUCCUGAGCCAAGCAGCAGUGGUCAGGGGUGGGGGGAUCCCAUUCCCCCCCAGCCGUAUCCCAAUCACCCUCCAUCUCCAUGUUCCAGGGCUCUGGCCUGGGGUCAGGGAGGGCUUCCCCUCCACCUCCCCUUGUCCUGGGGCUGGUCCUAUCAGGGACUGGAGAUGUCACCUCAGAAGCUCAUCUAAGAGAGAGGGAGGCUGAGAGCCAGUGGGGCUUGCUGCCCAGACUCCUGGGUUCUCUGGUCAGGCCAGGUGGAGAUUACAGGUUAUAAUUAACUGGGUUGAUCCCCUGGCAGGGACUGGGGGCGGGGGUCAUGCCCUGCCUCCAGCAUCAUGGGAACAAGCAGGGGGGGCUCAGGAUGGGGUGGAAUGACCUGGGUCCCCACUCAGCAGGGAGUGGGGAAUACUGGUUAGAACCCUCUAACCAGCAUGCCUGGGUUCCACCCCUGAGUUUGGGAAGAGGGUGGAGAUGAGUAGUUAGAACAGUGUUGGGGUCAGGGGUGGGUCUGGGAGCUGGGACACCUGGGUUCUGUCAUGAGCUCUGGGAGUGGAAGGGGGUCUCAUGCUUAGAGCAGGCCAGAUGGGACACCUGGGUCCUAUCCCAGAUUACAGAGGGAGUGGGAGUCUUGGAAGCCAGAACUCCUGGGUUUCUCCUUCCUCAGCUCUGGGGGAUGGAGGGGCCUGGACUCCUCAGUUCCCUCCCCAGCUCCCCUUUGCACCCUGUGGCAGUCACCCCAUCCUCCACCACCCCCCUUGCAUUUUUCCCCUUUGGUGACGCAGGAGGUGGGCGGAAGGGAGGGAUGAGCUGAGCAACCCCCAGCUUUGAUUGAGCAUCUGCCUGGCUGAUCCCAUUAGGGGGAUUUCAUGGGGUUUAUUGCCCAGCACUGCCCUGCACCUGCCCCACUGCCCUGUGCCUGCCAUGGACAAGCUGGUGCCCCGACCCCUGCCAGACCCUGAGCUGGUCCUGGACAUCGGCGAGAGCCUGACGGUGCCAGAUGAGUUCUCAGAGAAGGAGAAGACAACGGGGAUGUGGUGGAAGCAGCUGUUGGCUGGAGCCGCAGCCGGGGCCGUGUCCCGUACCGGCACUGCCCCCCUUGACCGCCUCAAGGUUUUCAUGCAGGUGCAUGCCUCCAAGUCAAAUGCAGUGAAUGUGCUGGGGGGGCUGCAAGGGAUGGUACGUGAGGGCGGCAUCCGUUCGCUCUGGCGUGGCAACGGCAUCAACGUCCUCAAGAUCGCGCCCGAGUCGGCCAUCAAGUUCAUGGCCUACGAGCAGAUCAAGCGGGCAAUUCGGGGGCAGCAGGAGACUCUGCGGGUGCAGGAGCGCUUCGUGGCCGGGUCACUAGCUGGUGCCACCGCCCAAACCAUCAUCUACCCCAUGGAGGUACUGAAAACACGGCUGACACUGCGGGCCACAGGGCAGUACGUGGGCGUAGCUGACUGUGCCCGCUCCAUUUUGCGCCACGAAGGCAUCCGGGCCUUCUACAAAGGCUACUUGCCCAACAUGCUGGGCAUCAUCCCCUAUGCUGGCAUUGACCUGGCCAUCUAUGAGACCCUGAAGAACGCCUGGCUGCAGAAGUAUGGCAAGGACACGGCAGACCCAGGUGUCCUGGUGCUCCUGGCCUGUGGCACUGCGUCCAGCACCUGCGGGCAGAUUGCCAGCUACCCCCUGGCACUGGUCAGGACCCGAAUGCAGGCACAAGCGUCAGUGGAGGGGGCCCCACCGGCCACAAUGCGGGGGUUGUUCCGGCACAUCGUGGCGCGUGAGGGGCUGCCGGGGCUGUACCGCGGCAUCGCCCCCAACUUCCUGAAGGUUGUCCCAGCCGUCAGCAUCAGCUACGUGGUCUAUGAGAACAUGAAGCAGGCGCUGGGUGUGGUCUCCAGGUGAAGCUGCCACCCCCCUGGUGGGGGGCACCACACAGCCCUCCCCCCCAUGGCCUUCUGGAGCCCCUGCACCCUGGCUGGAUCGGGGUAGAGAGUUGCAGGGGUAGGAGGGCAGGAGGCCUCAGCUCCCCUGCUGCUGCUCAGAGCUUGCUCCAUAUAAGUGGAGGCCUCCCAGGCAACACCCCACUGGUGGCUGCAUGUCAGGGCCCUGGAAAAGGGCUGGAAGUCCCCAAGGUGGAGCUGCCUCCCUCUCCCCAAUGCCAGAGCCACUCUGUCCAUGCUGGAUCCCAGCAAGAGAUCCAGGCAAUCAGCACUUGCCUGUGUAGAGACACUGGAUCCCAUCCUGGGAUCCUACCUAUCAGCAAUCACCUUGUGUGGUGACAACACUGGAUCCCAGCUGGGGAUCCACCCAAUCAGCAGUAAUUUGUGUAGAGUCACUGGGUCCUAGCCUGGAAAUCCCACCUCUCAGCACUUAGUGACAACACUGGAUCCCAGCUUGGAAUCCUGCCAGUCAGCACUUGCCUGCAUGGUGAUGACACUGGAUCCCAGCCCAGAAUCCACCAAUCAGUGCUCAGCUUUGUGCAGGUGCUGGAUCCUGGUAGGGAAAUCCUGCCUCUUGAAUCUGCUUCUGUAGUGAUGUCACUGGAUCCUGCCCAUCAGCACUCCCCUACCUAAAGACACUAGACACUGGGGGGUCCCCACCCCCAACACAGGCCCCCAAAGCUCCGUGCUCCCCUCCCCUUCUGACCCAAACUGGCCUGGAGUCCAAGGGAGGAGCAGCAGGGGCCACUUGCUUCCCGCUCCCCCCGUGGAGCAUGCACCCCUGCUUAGUUUGGAGGGACCCCCCCUCUACCUCCCACAUCCCAGGUGCUGGGGCCCAAUGAAGCAGCUGAGCUGAGUGGGAAGUGGGGGGUAACACUGUACAUACAUGCACUGAUAGAGAACCCAGGCAUACCACCCACCUCCUCCACCUCAGGAUUCAGACAUCCAAACACAUGGAGGCAGCAGGUCACACACACACACGCACACACACAGUGUCUCACCACCCCCCACCCCCCCCACAACACCCCCCAGGCUAGAGAUAAAUGUGUGCAUUGCCCCUCAAGCCCCUUCCCCAUUCUGUAGAUGUUGCAUAUUGAUUGCACUGCAUGUGUCCCAGUCCCUCUCUGACCCCCAUGGGGGGGGCACAUGCCUCUGCCUCCCCGCCCCCCUCAGCAGGGGGCCCUGGGGGCAGUUUGCAAGGGCUAUGGGGGAGGAUUCACCUUUGUUUCCCCCCCCCCAACAUUCAUUCCCCAGCCCUUGGUCCCAUUCCCCGUUCUGGCAGGGCUACAGCCUGGGGGGAGUGGGUGAGAGGGGGUCGUGAACCCCCCCACAGCCCAGCUCGGGUGGGGAAUCGGGAUCGGGCUGAGGAUCACUGCACAGUGCCCCAAUACCCUACACUGGCCACUAGGCAGCACCACAUGGGCGCGGGGGGUGGGGCUUCCAGUCUCAGGCAGAAUCGUACUGCCCCUUCAGCAGGGGCAGGAGGAAAGGUGGGGCUGGGGUCGGAGGGAUCAGAGCACGUAGCUGAGGACGCGGGAGAUCGUGACGCGAGGAGGGAGGAAGAAACCCGAGGCGUGGGGCGACGCUUCUGGAGUGUUUUGCAUAGCUAAUGAAUGUUAAUGUUAUGUAAAUGAAGCUAGUGUUGUGUAGCUGAUCCGUCCUACCAUUGUGGGGCUGGGGAGGCAGCCCCCUCCCCCUUUCCAGCCUGGCACCGGGGGCGAAGGGCCAGCAGGGGGCACUGCCCCCCACCGCCUUCCCCCAGCUGUUGGCGCCCCCUGCGGGCUGCCCCGGUGGACGGGGAUCGCAAAGGGACAGCGAUGAGGACAAAGCCGCUAAUAAAGGGUUUGAAAACGUC